Pistacia vera is the source of this 709-nucleotide messenger RNA. RefSeq names its product protein RRP6-like 2. Bases 152 to 709 code for a protein of 185 amino acids. The transcript is spliced from 3 exons. Lineage: Eukaryota; Viridiplantae; Streptophyta; Magnoliopsida; Sapindales; Anacardiaceae. The record is from RefSeq and is a predicted model, not a curated record.
CUGUCGAAGUAGAGAGACAAAUACUGGCAUAUGCUCUUCAGUUAAGGUUACUGAAGCAUCUGUUCAGGCUCCAAAGAAACCUACCCGUGGUUUUGGAGCACUGCUGGGUAACCCAAAGAGAAAGUUUGAUACUGAAAAAAAGGCAAGUUUAAUGUGCUCAUUAUUUUUGCUUGCUCUGCAGUUGUUCUAUUCUGAUAAAGGGGACAAGGAAGAGAUCAAAUUGGAUCAGACUAGAUCUUCAGUGAAUCUACCAUUCCACUCAUUUUCUGCCAGGGAUGAACAGCCAAAAGCAGUUAAAGAAGUCAAGGUGGAGCCUGUCACAUCUUCAAAGAACCUUCAAUCCCUCUCUUUUACCUGUGGUGAACAGCCAAAACCUGUCGCAGAAGAGUCCAAAGUGUUAGAAGUUCAAUCUGAGGAACCUCCUGCUGAGCCAUCUGCUAGGUCUAAUACCAAAGAUGUUAUAAUGUUGGAAGAUGAUGUAAAUGAAGACGAAUCAACAAAUGAUAACUUGGAAAAAACCAAUGUGCCCAGGGAGGACGAUUCUGCAGAGCCUGCUUCGGAAAUGGAUGAACAAGUUGAGCCUAUGUCGCUCUCUGAUUUAUCUACCAGCUUCCAGGAAUGCCUGCAAUCAGUGAACAAGAAUAGAAAACCUGGAAAGCUUGAGAAAUCUGAAAACAAAUCGUUUUGCUGCACUCUCUAUCGCUACUAA